Messenger RNA from Durotheca rogersii, 1609 nucleotides. RefSeq names its product nucleoside hydrolase. Lineage: Eukaryota; Fungi; Ascomycota; Sordariomycetes; Xylariales; Xylariaceae. The record is from RefSeq and is a predicted model, not a curated record. Gene Ontology annotation, molecular function: purine nucleosidase activity. Gene Ontology annotation, biological process: purine nucleoside catabolic process. The coding region runs from base 99 to 1364 and encodes 421 amino acids. The transcript is spliced from 3 exons. Gene Ontology annotation, cellular component: cytosol.
CCACAGCUGCCGAUGAGGCACACACCCGCGUACGCACACAACGAAGGCCCGUUCUAACCCACCCAUGUGCGUUCGCAGGCGCGGACGACGUCCUGGCCAUGCUCUUGGCCCUGGCCUCCUCGCCGGACGAGCUGCAGGUGCUGCUGAUCGCCGCGACGUACGGCAACGUGGCGCGGGAGGCCUGCGUGCGCAACGUGGUCGCCAUGUUCCACGUGCUCGACCACGAGAUGGAGUGGCGCCGCGCCCGCGGCCUGCCCCUCGGCUUCGAGGCUCUGCGUACCUACAAGCCUGUCGUCGCCAUCGGGCCCGCCCACGCCCUCGAGGACGGCGUCCUCAAGGCCGACGGCUUCCAUGGAGCUGACGGCUUACACGGCGUUCAUGAAGCCCACCCCCACCUAUCGCCGGACGACACCUGGGAGACGCUCUUCGAAGAAGGGGCCCCGGCCGAGGAGAGCCUGCCGCUGUACUGCAAGUACUUUACGGCGUCGCGCGCGCCGGCGCACCGCGAGAUCCUGCGCAUCCUGCGCGAGGAGCCAGCCGACACCGUCUCGAUCUGCGUGCUCGGCCCGCUAACGAACCUCGCGCUCGCCGCUUCCGAGGACCCCGAGACCUUCCUCCGCGUGCGCGAGGUCGCCGUCAUGGGCGGUGCCGUCGAGGUCCCCGGCAACGUGACCCCCGUCGCCGAGUUCAACACCUACGCGGAUCCCGUCGCCGCCGCUCGCGUCUUCGCCCUCACCUCCUCCGUACCGAGCUUCACCAUGCCCCCUACGCCUGUCGCCGCCGCCGUGGCCCCGCUGCCGCCCUACCCCGAGUCCCUGCCCCGCACCCUCAACCUGAGCCUGUUCCCGCUCGACAUCACGACGCCGCAUCUGCUCAACGUGAGCUACUUCGACGCGCGGAUCGCGGCGCCGCUCGCCGCCGGCAGCCCGCUCGCGACCUGGGUCGAAUCGUUCAUGGGCGGCAUCUUCCGCCAGAUCCGGCGCAUCGUCGGCGACUCGGGCGAGGAGCCCGGCCUCUCGCUACACGACCCCCUCACCGUCUGGUACAUGCUGACCUCGAACGGGGCCGACUCCGCCUGGAGGCUCGCCCCCGGCAGCCCCGAGGACAUCCGCGUCGAGUGCUCGGGCCAGUGGACCCACGGCAUGCACAUCCGCGACCGUCGCGGUCGUGCGCGCGCCCUCGACCCCACUCACCCCGAGAUCCCUGGCGAUAAGUACUCUUGGCUCAGCUUCUCGCGCGGCAACCGCAUUAACCGCUACGUCACCAGCCCUGGCUACGACGUCUUCGCGCCGUACCUAAUGGAGCGGCUGUUCGGGCGGGAGAGGGAGGCCUUACCCUCAUCGGACAACCCUAAAGGAGAAUAAAACUGAGGCAGAAAGCUGGAGGAGAGAGAGGAGGGAAUAGGAGAUGUGUUAUAUAUCCGAUGGUCACGUAGUUAGCGAAAUUGAAGAACGCGGGCGCCUUUUUAGAGGGUCACGUAAUUUGCGGUAGGAUGAAGACGGCGGGUUGUAGAAAUUAAUAACGGUGGCGAUGAUGACGGAGGAAGACAGGGGAGAGAAAGGCGUCAGCAGCACGCAAAAUAUGGUAUCAUAUUUGAUCGGAGCAUACC